UCGACGAUUCUCUCUUUAGAGUAACAGAACAGAUAAGAAGUCAAAUUGAAAUUGAAGUGUCAUGUGUAAACUAAAGAAAAUUUUAAAACGUGUUUAAUGAUAUUAAAAAAAUUAAAUAAAUACAUAAUCUAAGAGUAUGACUCACAUACCUCCAAAACUUUGUGACUCAUAUCAAGGAGCGUCGUUGUGGGUGCCUCGAUGAUGGAUAGUACAAUGUACCAAAAAACUCAAAAAACUUUUCGCUCUACCAACCCAUGCAUUAUGGACUCGAUCGAUCCGACGGCAGUGUUGGAAAACGCAUCUGGUGACAAUUUAGUUUUCUCGACCAAGUCUGAUAAUCCGGUGACAUUGGAAACAAAGCUGGAAUCUUUAAAUAUACAUGCGGAGAGUUUAAAUGAGUCGGUUUCGUUGAGCACAAAAUUGCUGGACGAAAAUGAGAAUUUAAGAAUUUCAAGUGCGGAACGAUUUCUUACAUAUCUAAGGAUACCUCAGUCAGUUAAGAAGGUGAAAGUUGUGUCCAUUUUCGGAAAAACGGGCGAUGGUAAAUCGUACACUUUGAAUAAAAGUUUUUUUGAUGGAUUGGAAGUGUUUAAUACGUCGGCGGAGCAGUCUUCGUGUACUUUAGGCGUGUGGGCUGCUUUUGAUCCAAGGCUAAACGUUAUUUGCCUCGAUACUGAGGGGUUAUUGGGAGUUUCGAAGAAGGAAGAUCAGAGAACUCGUUUAUUACUAAAGGUUCUAGCUGUAUCAGAUAUUGUCAUAUAUAGAAUAAAAGCGGAACGUCUACAAAGUGAUAUGUAUACAUUUUUGGGGGGCGCCUCUAAAGCAUACAAGGAUCAUUUUCAAUCCGCCUUACAGCAAGUAUGGGAGAAAGCGGAAGUGGAUGCUCCGAUGUCCGCGUUAGGACCUAGUAUUAUUAUCUUCCACGAGACAGUGCACACGAACACGUUACACUGUAGUGCUAGUGUUUCCGAAUCCCCCGAGGACAUUUUACGGGCGACCUUUGCGGAUUUACAACUCAAAAUUGACUCGUUCAGUUCGUUAAAGUAUAUUGGAGUUCGAACACAGAAUUCCCUUACGUCUUUUAAAGAAUUAAAAAAUGCUAUACAGUUGGAAUUAGAAGACACCAAAGUGCGGUCAGCUAGACAUCCGAAGAUUGUUUAUCACACAUUAAAGGGCCUUAAUGAAAAAUACAGUAGCGAGUUAAAAAAUUCCCCGUCAGAAUUGCAUUUGGAGCAGUAUUUCACAUGUCAAGAAAGAUGCCAAUCUUGCGACGUACGGUGCGCAUUAUCUAUGGGUCAUAAGGAGGCAAGGGAAGCACAUUAUAGUCCUGGAAGAUGUAGAUAUCAACAUCAAUACCAAAAUUGUGUAUAUCUUUGUAAAAAAUGUAACAUAAAUGGUCAAAGAGUGCUUGUUAAACCUAGUUACCAGUCAAUUUCGCAAAAUUCUUGGUCUAGUUUUAUCAAUUAUGUAUGGUCUGGGUAUGUGAUAGAAUGCAAAAAUUGUGGCGAGAUAUAUCGUAGCCGUCAACAUUGGUAUGGUAAUAAGGAUCCAGAAGAUCAGGCUGUUAUUACAGAAAUUGUCCACAUGUGGCCCGGGGGCGAAUAUUUUUUCCAGGAGCGAAAUGGUAUUACAUCACAGAAUUCAGCCCAAAGAGUGUUGGAUGGAGUAAAUAUGAUAUCUGAUGCGGUUCGUAGCGUCAGUUCACAGCCAACCAAAGUGGUGACGGCUUGGGUUACCGAUAAAAUAGCGCCAGCGUAUUGGAGACCGAAUCAUGAAAUAAUGCACUGUCACAAAUGCAAAACACCAUUUCCUCCGGCAUCAGCAAAACAUCAUUGUAGAUCAUGCGGUGAAGGUUUCUGUGAAGCGUGCUCCUCUAAGAAACAGCCGGUACCGAUGCGAGGCUGGUAUACAGACGUUCGCGUUUGUGACGAUUGCUACCUGGAAAUUCCCCCCAGUCUUUCAUUGACUACAGACGAUGUGGAGGUACGAUUUAGAAAAUACGGAGAAGCAGUUGUUAGCUCCAUUACUGCGGUCGCUUCAGUUUUGGAAAUUCCGAAAGGUCUAAUUAAAGAUACAGUGCGUCCCGCUUAUUGGAUGCCUGACAAUGAAUGCAAAAAUUGUAUUUGUUGCGGUAAUCCUUUUGGUCCUGUGAUACCGUUACAUCACUGUCGCGAUUGCGGGAGAGGAGUUUGUGACGAUUGUUCGAACACCCGCAAACCAGUUCCUUACAGAGGAUGGGAUACUGCUGUAAGAGUUUGUGAUAUUUGUCUGAAAGAAAAUUGAUUUUGUAUGCAUUGAAAAUCAUCAUUUAGGACUGUAUAAUAAUCAGAACGACAAACAAUAAAAUCUGUAUGCUGAA
Photinus pyralis (common eastern firefly) is the source of this 2359-nucleotide messenger RNA. Its product is annotated as zinc finger FYVE domain-containing protein 1-like. Gene Ontology annotation, molecular function: GTPase activity; metal ion binding; GTP binding. The record is from RefSeq and is a predicted model, not a curated record. Lineage: Eukaryota; Metazoa; Arthropoda; Insecta; Coleoptera; Lampyridae. The coding region runs from base 199 to 2283 and encodes 694 amino acids. The transcript has 6 exons.